Saprolegnia parasitica CBS 223.65 is the source of this 366-nucleotide messenger RNA. RefSeq lists its product as hypothetical. The record is from RefSeq and is a predicted model, not a curated record. The transcript is spliced from 2 exons. Gene Ontology annotation, biological process: G protein-coupled receptor signaling pathway. Lineage: Eukaryota; Oomycota; Saprolegniomycetes; Saprolegniales; Saprolegniaceae. The coding region runs from base 49 to 261 and encodes 70 amino acids.
CGGAAUUUCAUUGCUCAAGAAGCGUCGCGAAGCGAAGACGAGACGAGCAUGGCCGACGCGCAGGUGAAGAAGCUAUCGGACGAGAUCGAGCGCCUCGAGGGCGACCUCAAGGCGCUCGAGGCCGCGUGCACGACGUCCGAGGCCGUCAAAAAGAUUGCCGAGUUUUGCAACACGACGCCCGACCCGUUCCUUGGCGACAACGAGACGCCGAAUCAGUGGCAGGCCAACGCACAAGGCGGCGGCGGCUGCGUCAUACAAUGAAGCCGCGACCACCACGCGGUUCGCCAUUAUACCACGAUCCUCCAUGGUGCAUGCUGUAGAAAUAUAUUAAAUUACUGUCUCUUCUUGCGACCUUCUUGCAGAUGA